Molecule: messenger RNA, 1608 nt
Organism: Ostrinia nubilalis (European corn borer)
Lineage: Eukaryota; Metazoa; Arthropoda; Insecta; Lepidoptera; Crambidae
Gene: jdp
Product: J domain-containing protein
Exons: 3
Coding region: 52-564 (170 amino acids)
Cellular component (GO): cytoplasm
Source: RefSeq, a predicted model, not a curated record
ACACGCUUAGCGUUAGUAUCUGUUGGGGUUUUGCAAGGGAGGGUCGUGACAAUGACGGGGGUGGAUGAAAUACUAAAUUAUCAACGGAACCCGGACGACGACUACUACGCACUGCUGGGGUGUGAUGAGAAUUCUACUAUUGAGCAGAUCACCGCCGAGUACAAGAUUCUGGCCUUGCAGCACCAUCCCGACAAGAACAACGGCGAUAAAGAUGCUGAAGCUAUAUUCCAGAAAUUGAAGGACGCUAAGGAGACGCUGUGCGACCCGGGCAAGCGCGCUCUCUACGACAAGUGGCGUCAGAGCGGCAUCGCCAUGGGCUACAAGCAGUGGCUGGGCAUGAAGGACCACGUGCAGCAGUCCAUGCACUGGUCCAAGCCGAACACCAAGGAUCGCAUGCUGGAGGGCGAGCCAGGUAAAGCCUCCGGGCCCUCCAGCCUCGGCCCAAGCAACUCCGCCGCUCGCCGCGCCUCCGAGGGUGGCGCCGCUCUCUGGGGACGCUGGGGCGGAGGCAACCAGGAGCCCCCGUCUGAAGUCAUCUCCAAAUUCCGCAACUAUGAAAUCUAAAUUUCAUAAAACAGUUGCGACUUUCUCCCAUCCUACUUAUGUUGAUUCAGGGGCGUACUUUCUUCGCUUUUGUUUUGUUAUUAUUGCUAAGAGGUUAUUUGUGCCCUGACCUCUUGCAUUAUUAUUUAAACGUACUUAUGUAAUUUUCGAUAUCGGUGUCAAAAAUUAUAUAAACAAUGUACCUUCCUUGUCACAAUAAUAUUAUUGUGAUAUACUUAUACCAGGCUGUUAUAUCAAAUGCCAUUAAACUUAUUGAUGUUUUUAAAUCUUAAAUAAGCGUAAUUAAUGUUUAGUAAGUAAUUAGUUGUAAUACGGCACAAUAUUCAUCAGGUCAGCUCAGAACGUAACUCGAAUGUAACUCGGUAUCUACUUUUGAAAUUUUCAGUGUUUGAUGUUUAAUGAUAAGUAACAUUUAUUCUGUUGUUAGCGUAAGAUCGACGUAGACGCCCCGGUUAGUGUGACGUAGUGUUUGACACUUGUGUAGCCCCCUAGCCGUAAGCUCUGCACAUUCCUGAUAAACUUAUGAGUCUGAUUAAACAUUUCUGCUGUAGAACAAUAUGUUAGAAACUAUUAAGGAAUCUCUAUGAUGUUUCGAAGAUUAUAUUUUUGAAUCCUAUUUUAUAACUAUUUAUCUUACUAUAAGUAUUAUAUUAUUUUAAAUGAAAUGGAGGAUAUAAUGGAUAUUGUUGUGAGAUGUAUACAGGGUAUAGCGAGGCAGGCUUGGUUUUUGUUUGUGUUAUUAACCUUGACAAACUACUUUCUAAUACCUUAGUAAUACUUAAUUUACUGACUGUUCCGACGUUGGUGUUGUGUUCCCCGACUCUAAUAGUUAUUAGUAUUAUAGGAUAUUAUGUGUUAAAUGUUUAACAGUAUUUACUUUGGAUGUUUAAAAUAUAUAACAUAAAUGUUACAAGUAGAGAAUUUUUAAAUUUAAUAUUUAUGUCGAUGAGAAUCUCUUUAACAAAAUCAAUGCCAAAUAAGUAAUCAUGAUGUUUUUACUUUUGAUGUGAUUAUAAUCUGUGAAACAAUAAAUGGUCAAUAAAU